Messenger RNA from Parathielavia appendiculata, 872 nucleotides. RefSeq lists its product as uncharacterized. NCBI's taxonomy places the organism in Eukaryota, Fungi, Ascomycota, Sordariomycetes, Sordariales, Chaetomiaceae. The record is from RefSeq and is a predicted model, not a curated record. The coding region runs from base 289 to 729 and encodes 146 amino acids. The transcript has a single exon.
UGUCAUCAUGAUCGGGCUGCACUGGAUCCCCACGGUCGAACAACCACCAGGCCACCUGCCUUUCCUCAACUUGAAAUAGUUCAAUUUACAUCUCAUUGCCAAAUCGUCACUGCUUUGCCGUUCAAUAUCUCUGCAACAAUUCUUCCUCAACCGCCCAUAAAUACCAGAGUUAAAGUCCAAGGUACCGCAUCGAGUAUUCCACCCUGAUUCGACUAUUACAAGACCUCGCCUUCAACCGCGAGAAGCAAUCCCAAACGAGAAUCCAAGCCCGAAUACACAUCGCACAAAAUGGCCAACAUGUUCUCCUCCCGCAAGGGGCCCCUCCUGAUAGCAGGCGGGCUUUUCAGCGGUCUUCUCUACUUCACCUACGGCGCGCGGCAGCAACCGCGGACGACGGCGACGCACGACGCGUCGUCGCAAGCGGGCGUCUCGCAGACGCUGCAGUCGGUGGCGGGCACGGGCGGCGAGCGCGCGCACGCCUCGCGCGACCGGGAGGAGCAGCGCCUCUACGAUCCCAAGGACACGGGCCUCGCCAGCAGCGACCCCUCGGCCGCCAGCAAGCGGAGUCCCCAGAAGGUGAGGGGCGACCUGGGCGGUGACCAGAAUAACCCGGCCGGCGGCGGGCAGGGGAAGCAUAUUGGGGACAGGGGCCCCGACAGCGGGGAUUUGCCGUACAAGAGGAUGGGGUCGCAGGCAAGGUCUGUGGAGGAAGGGCGGGAUAAGAUGUGAAUAUCGCGUGGGAGGGGCUUGUUGUACGGUGUUGGUAGAAGUGGCAUCGUGUUGUUGUAGGGCAUGAGUCAAGUGGUACUAUUGCUUGAGGGCGCAAACAAUCAUCGCAUUGUUAAUCUAUCAAUUUCUCUACCCAGAAAUAC